Messenger RNA from Colletotrichum navitas, 957 nucleotides. RefSeq lists its product as uncharacterized. The record is from RefSeq and is a predicted model, not a curated record. The transcript has a single exon. NCBI's taxonomy places the organism in Eukaryota, Fungi, Ascomycota, Sordariomycetes, Glomerellales, Glomerellaceae. The coding region runs from base 253 to 816 and encodes 187 amino acids.
GUAAGGAAGCAGGUACGUAUCUUCCCGUCCAGACAUGCUGCUCCUUUCCCACCCCAGGUGCAUCGUCCAUCAGGUACUUGGCCCCAUUUCCUGUACAUCCCCCCAAAUUGUCUACGGAAAGGUACUUUCUUCACUUUGUUGCUAGGUGCGGCACUGGCAGCCCAGGUUUAUGGACAAGGCAAAAGGCGAGGCAAAACAAGGCCAGGUAAUAGUUUAGGAAGCUUGGGUAGGUAGGUAGGUAAGUAAGUAGAGAUGGACCAGGUGCAGGUGCAGGUCCAUCCAUCCAUCCACCAUCCCAUCCGUCGGCCGGUGCUUGGUGCCUCUCGUGCUUGGUUGCUGGACCUGGUACCGGUGCCGCUGCUUAAGGUCGACCGUCGACCGUCGACCUUCUUUGACGUUUCCUACCAUUUUGCCUUCCGCUUGUCUGGACCUGGACCUGGACCUGGACCCGUCUUCCUCUUCUCCUUCCUUCCUUUCCACAUCACUUCCUCCCUGCCCAUCUUCACCACCUUCACAAACACGCCCGAUUCUGGCUCCGGCCCCCCAUUGCUUCCUAACCCUCCCUGGUCGCCCGGAACCUUGACUCUCGGCUCCCAUCUAGUCCUUCCCACUACCGAUCCGACCCUUACCUUACUCAUUCACCCUUCCCUUUCCCAUCAUCCUUUCACUCACUCGUUCUCAUCCUCAUUCUCAUCCAUCCACACCGCACCCCAAACACCACACACAUCCAUCCCUACAUAUCCAGUAUCCGCUGCGCUCGCGUCCACGCGCCCCGUCUCCCAGCGUCACGUACUGCCCAUCGGCUGGAUUCCGUAGCCUUCGCGCAGUCACAUCCCAUAUAUCCAUCCCCAUCGGACGCGAUCCUUCCACGCAUCCAUAUCUACCUAGCCGUCUCAUGGGCCACAUCUCGUCCACGGCCGCCUGCCUCACUGCAUAAGUAGUCCUCAGAUCCCAUUU